AUGGACUUUGACGAGGAGCUCAAUCUUUGUAUCACCAAAGGUAAAAAUGUCGAUCCUUCUUCAGGUGAAGCUUCUUCAACGUACCCGAGAUCUACGAAGAAGAUGAGAAAUCCUGAUCUUCGACCUAAACCCUAUCUCCCAUUUUCCUCUUCUUCUCCUAACUCCUUGGUGGCUUUCCCCUUUUCUCUUGAUCCAACGAUUCAGAAUCAACAACAACUCGGAUACGUUCCGGUUAACCAACAACACGACCCGACAACGCAAGGCCACAAGCAAAUGAUCUCGUUUAGUCCUCAACAGCCUCAGCAACAUCAACAGCAGUAUAUGUUCAAGUACUGGAGUGACACAUUGAAUCUAAGCCCUAGAGGAAGAAUGAUGAUGAUGAACCAAGAAAGUGUUCAGCCGUACAGCGCAACCAAGCUUUACAGAGGAGUGAGACAGCGUCAAUGGGGAAAAUGGGUCGCAGAGAUUCGUAAGCCACGGAGCAGAGCACGUCUCUGGCUUGGUACCUUUGAUACAGCUGAAGAAGCUGCCAUGGCCUACGACCGUCAAGCUUUCAAAUUAAGGGGCCAAAACGCAACACUCAAUUUUCCGGAGCAUUUUGUGAAUAAGGAAAACGAGGCGCAUGAUUCAAGUGGCGCGCCAAGUCCAUUGCCUCUGGAACAAUCCGAAACGCCGCCGCAGCAGCCAAGCGAGGUUAGCUUGGAGAGCAAGGAAGUUGCGGAUGGUGGGAUAGAGGAAGGGAUGGCUGAGGCGUGGUUCAAUGCGGUUACAGCGGGAUGGGGUCCUGAAAGUCCUCUCUGGGAUGAUUUGGACAGUUCUCAGUUUGCACAGAGCUCUUCUUCUUCUUCCUCUGCUUCUUGUCCCAUGAGGCCUUUCUUUUGA
Molecule: messenger RNA, 882 nt
Organism: Thlaspi arvense
Lineage: Eukaryota; Viridiplantae; Streptophyta; Magnoliopsida; Brassicales; Brassicaceae
Source: the annotation of a GenBank genome assembly